AACUUCCGAUAUUUGCCCUUCGCCUGAACGCUCCAUUCUCUCAUCUUUUUCCCUCAGAAACCCCUCAUUUCACUAUUUCGAAACCCUACCGAAGAAGAACAAGAAGAAGACGACGACCCAUCUCAAAAGUCGCUUCGAACAGGGGCUGAAUUAUAUCAUGGGUUUGCCAAGAUUUUCACGUCCUAAGGGAGUGGACGGCGAGUUGAGUCCCAAUCUCUAUGUGGCAAACUGUGGGCCAGCUGUUGGACUUUCUUUUGACACUAUCGCUUCAGUGUUCAGUACCUUUGGAGAAGUGAAAGGGGUCUAUCCAGCAGAUGACAGUGGUGCUCGCGUUAUUGUUUCUUAUUUUGAAGAGAGUGCUGCUCAAGCAGCCUUAAAAGCAUUAGAUGGACAUCCCUGUCCUGCUCUUGGAGGUCGUUUUUUGCACAUUCGUUAUUCAAUAUUUCAACCACCUAGCCAGGUCAAUGAUUCUGUACCAGUAUCUUUGGUGGAUUCAGAGUUGAACAUUCCAGGCAUCUACUUGUUGCAUGACUUUGUCAGUGCUAAAGAAGAGGAGGAACUGCUUGCAGCGGUUGAUAAGAUGUCUUGGAAAAGUCUCAAAAGAAGGGUCCAACAUUAUGGAUAUGAGUUUUGCUAUGAAACAAGGAACGUUAAUACAAAACAGUAUUUGGGCAAACUUCCAUCAUUUGUUUCUGCUAUAGUUGAAAGAAUCUCAUCAUUUCCCAACCUUGAAUCUGCCGCUGAUAUAGUUUUGGACCAAUUAACGGUUAAUGAGUAUCCACCUGGUGUGGGCUUCCCACAUAUAGAUACCCAUUCAGCAUUUGAGGGAUUCAUUUUCAGCCUCUCAUUGGCAGGGCCCUGCAUUAUGGACUUCAGAAGAUAUACAGAAGGUGUUUGGCCCAAAUCUGCCUCAAGCUCUGACAUGAGUGUGGAAUUUCCUGACAAAAGUUCAAGUUUUUUAAGAAGGGCUAUUUAUCUUCCCCCCCGUUCAAUGCUUCUGUUAUCUGGAGAGGCACGGUAUGCUUGGCAUCACUAUAUUCCCCACCAUAAGAUUGACAUGGUGAAGGACAGUGUGAUCAGAAGAGGUCCGAGGAGGGUAUCCUUCACAUUUCGUAAGGUCAGAACAGGUCCUUGCCAAUGUGAAUUUCCUCAGUAUUGUGACUCCCCCAGAUAAGAUGAUCUUGUUAUCUUACUGGUUGAAGAAACAUACUUAGACAUGGCAAAUCACUGUCCAAAUUUUUUAGGAGGCGUUCAGGGAGGCCAACCCGAUUAUCGGUCAGAUUAAAUGCUAGGGCACACAGUUUAAGUAUUAGUAUCUGUUCUAAGGGGAAAAGGGAGCAUGAAAGGUGCAAGCAGAGAGUAGAAAGGUUUUAGGAUCGGCAUUUCUAGGAUUAUUGCUUCUGUUGUAUUUGCAGGAUAAGAUGCUAUUGUCAUUCAGAUGAAAGAGGUGAAGUUGUAUACUUGGUGAAACAAAUGCCUUUAAACAAUGGUUUUUUUUCCUCUUCAUUGAUCUCAACUUCCCAAUUUAGAAUAAAGAUGCAGGAUUUGAUCUAA
Molecule: messenger RNA, 1554 nt
Organism: Vitis riparia (riverbank grape)
Lineage: Eukaryota; Viridiplantae; Streptophyta; Magnoliopsida; Vitales; Vitaceae
Product: alkylated DNA repair protein ALKBH8 homolog
Biological process (GO): oxidative demethylation
Molecular function (GO): demethylase activity; oxidoreductase activity; RNA binding
Source: RefSeq, a predicted model, not a curated record